Molecule: messenger RNA, 1781 nt
Organism: Salvia miltiorrhiza (redroot sage)
Lineage: Eukaryota; Viridiplantae; Streptophyta; Magnoliopsida; Lamiales; Lamiaceae
Product: probable serine/threonine-protein kinase PIX13
Exons: 6
Coding region: 293-1516 (407 amino acids)
Biological process (GO): protein phosphorylation
Molecular function (GO): ATP binding; protein kinase activity
Source: RefSeq, a predicted model, not a curated record
AGCUACACGCUCUUUGACCUAACCUCAUUUUUCUAAUUUUUAUUUUUUAAAUAAUUUUAUAAAUGCAAACGCCAUGACUCCGUCCAUUAUCAAUAUCGCUCAUCGUCUUCGGCCGCCAUCAUGAUUUUAGCAUUACUAAAAUAGGCCAAACCGUUGGUGGGAACUCGCAACUGCGUUUCAACCCACAUCCAAAUUAAGCCACUAACUCGAUCAAUAAAUUUAGCACUCGUUUUUAAUCCAAUACAUAAUCAAGAAGAGAAGAAUAAAUUUGCAUUUCCGAUCAACGGCGGAGAUGGGAAUCUGCUGGAGUUCUAAGUCCGUCGAUCAAAGCCCCGACGCGACGGGGCAGCUCAGCUCAGUGGCGGUGUCGCAGACGACGACGGCGACGACGGCGACGACGGCGUCGUCGAGCGGCAGCAGCGGGUUCUGGGGGGCGGGCGGGAGCCCGAGCCCGAGAGCGCAGAUGCUGCCGCACCCGAGCCUGCGGAUCUUCACGUUCGCGGAGCUUCGGGCGGCUACUAGAAACUUCCGAAGCGAUACGGUUGUGGGAGAGGGUGGGUUUGGGAAGGUGUACAAAGGCUGGCUCGACUCCAGGAACGGAUCGACGACGGUCGUCGCGGUGAAGAAGCUGAAUCCUGAGAGCUUGCAGGGAUUUCAAGAAUGGCAGUCGGAGGUGAAUUUUCUGGGGAAACUGUCGCAUCGGAAUCUCGUUAAGCUGCUGGGCUACUGUUGGGAUGAGAAGGAGCUGUUGCUUGUGUAUGAGUUCAUGCAGAAAGGCAGCCUAGAAAAUCAUCUAUUUGGAAGGGGUGCUGCUGUUCAGCCGCUGCCGUGGGAAACCAGGCUCAAGAUAUUGAUCGGAGCAGCUCGCGGCCUCGCAUUCUUGCACGCAUCUGAUCGGAAAGUCAUCUACAGAGACUUCAAGGCCUCCAACAUCUUGCUCGACGGGACGUACCACGCCAAGUUAUCCGAUUUCGGGCUGGCAAAAAUGGGGCCCACAGCGAGCAAGUCGCACGUCUCCACGCAGGUUAUGGGGACGUACGGCUAUGCUGCGCCCGAGUACGUCGCGACAGGGCAUUUGUAUGUGAAGAGCGACGUCUACGGCUUUGGUGUGGUGCUGGUGGAGAUGCUGACGGGGCUUCGUGCCCUCGACACGAACCGGCCACCAAAACAGCACAAUCUGGUUGAUUGGAUCAAGCCCAGCUUGCAAGACAGGAGGAAGUUGAAGGGGGUGAUGGAUUCACAUUUGGAAGGGAGAUAUCCUUCAAGAUCUGCAUUGCAGAUAGCCCACCUUGCUCUCAAUUGUAUUGAGAGUGACCCCAAAAACAGGCCCUCGAUGCAGGAGAUUGUCGAGACGCUCGAAGAGAUUGACACCGCGAAGGAGAGGCCUAGGCAGCCUAGGGUGCAUUCCAGCUACCAGGGAGCCGAUAGACGCGUGCCACAGCAUCUGCAGCAUCGUUCCCAGAACCACCCGAGGCAGGAGGUGAAUCGAGCCUAUCCACUCCCACCACGCGCCUAAUUGCUCUGCGUGGCGAGAGUGCUCUUUGAGUUCUUGUAGUUGUACAAGUUUUAAGGGGAGAGAAUGUGUCAUGGAUUCAAGAUUUGCUUGAUGUAGAGUUAGUUCAUUAGUUUAACAGACAAAGCAGCACUUCUAUUUUUUUGAAUCAUAGAAGCAGAGUAGGACUCAUUGUUGAAUGGUGUUUAUGCAGAAAACACAGAAGAUUGUAAAAGGAAAGAAGCCUUUAUUUUUGUCCUGUUUAUAACAUACUGCACAUAUUGUGGUA